GUGGAAAGCGAGCGCUGUGCCGCCAGCAGCCCCGCCAGCCGCCGCUUCCCGAGCGCGGAGCAUCGCCCUGCGCUCGCCGCCUCCGCUGGACACAGGUGGAGGCUGAUGUGAUGUGGUCGCUCUGCGUGCUGGAUGCAGAGAUGCACGUUAUUAGAAGAAACAACAGUAGCUGCCAUUGGUAGGAGGGUUUCCCAUUUGCUCUGAAGGAGGCCAUGUUGAAGCACCCUCUAAAGACACCUUCCAGUCUGAGUGUCAAAAAAGUUCAUCUAACAUGAUCCAAUUUUUUAAAAAUAAAGAUGAAUUUGAGGUCAAUGCUCGGUUUUCAUGCCCUGGAGCUCCACGCAGAUCUGACCACUGAAAGGUAAUGCAGGAAAAUAUUCCUCAGCUGAGUGAAGAUUGCAAGAAUCCUGAAAUGAUUUGACCUGUAAUGGGGGAUGCUUCUGUGAAACUGCCAGAGGACUUCAGCAUAGGGUGCCUGGUGUCUCUGCCCUCACCUGGCUGUGGCAAAGUCCGAAAUGAACCACACUUGGACAUAUAACCUGAGCUUUGGUGCACCUACAGAUCCUGUUGAGCCAAGAGCUGGACUGUCACGAAAUGGGCACACAGUAGUGGCUGUUUUUCUUGGAUUUAUCUUGUUUUUUGGUUUCCUGAAUAACUUGAUUGUCCUCAUCCUCUUCUGCAAGUUUAAAACCCUCCGUAACCCUGUCAACAUGCUUCUCCUGAACAUCAGUAUCAGUGACAUGUUAGUGUGCAUCUCAGGCACUACCCUGAGUUUUGCAUCUAACAUCCAUGGCAAGUGGAUUGGAGGGGAGCAUGGUUGUAGGUGGUAUGGCUUUGUCAAUUCCUGCUUUGGCAUCGUGUCCCUGAUCUCCCUGGCUGUCCUGUCCUACGAACGCUACAGCACCCUUACCCUGUGUAACAAGCGCAGCGAUGACUAUCGGAAAGCGCUGCUGGCAGUUGGCGGUUCUUGGGUAUAUUCCUUGCUCUGGACUGUGCCACCUCUGCUUGGAUGGAGCAGUUAUGGGAUAGAAGGUGCAGGCACCAGCUGUUCAGUGCGCUGGUCCUCUGAGACAGCUGAGUCCACGUCCUAUAUCAUCUGUCUCUUCAUAUUCUGCUUGGUCAUCCCUGUAAUGGUCAUGAUGUACUGCUAUGGUCGGCUCCUUUAUGCUGUCAAACAGGUUGGAAAAAUCCACAAGAACACUGCUCGCAAAAGAGAAUACCACGUACUGUUCAUGGUGAUCACUACAGUUAUCUGUUAUCUUGUAUGUUGGAUUCCCUAUGGAGUUAUAGCACUACUUGCAACAUUUGGUAAGCCAGGUGUGGUGACUCCAGUUGCAAGCAUCAUACCUUCCAUCUUAGCAAAAAGCAGCACUGUUUGCAAUCCCAUUAUCUACAUACUUAUGAAUAAGCAGUUUUACAAAUGCUUUCGCCAGCUUUUCCACUGUCAACCUCCUUCCUCAACUGAUGGAGAGCCCACCUGCCACUCCAAGGUAACCGUUAUCCAGCUGAAUCAGAAAACAGAUGGUGGAAAGUUGUGCAAUAAUAAACCACGUCCAGAAACAGACAAUAAAGUCACUUCUCUUCUGCACCCAGAACCAGGCCUGGAGCCAGCUGCAAAAACUGUACCACCAAUGUAAGAGGAAAAUUGAUUCUGAUGGAAAAUACAAGCCUUAAACAGAAUAUGUUUGAUUUCACUGUCACAUUACCCAGCUAACCUUAAAAUUACUAGAGGAAAUUGCCAUUUGUGGGAUAAGAAAGCUGUCAAGAACAAAAAGUGGCACUCUGUUAUCAUUUCCUUAGUAACAGUAAGGAUGAGCACAUCACUGCAGGUAUGGUUCAAUAAUGACAAAAUUUCAAGCAAUAUCAUUGACUUUCCUGUAAAUUAGUUAAUGGAGCACUCAGAAGUGGUAAAGUUUUAGUUCUCAGUGACCUGUGGAUCUGUGUCCUCCAGAAUCAAUCUAAAAGAUAUGGACUAUCUAAUUUAGCUCCUUGCUUUUCCUAUGUCAUUCUAUGCAGUCCAUUCUUCGUGGUUUCAGAUUAGGUAAAUCAGAUAACUUUAAUUUUUGGCAGUCAAUUCAAAUUUUUUUGCUCACAUUGGACAAGGAUAUUGUUAGGGAGGAAACAGUGACCCAGAGGGCUAGUUUCUGAGUGGUAACAGCUAAUUUACAGCACAUCUUUGCAUUUAAGUCUAAGGUAAACAAACUGGAAGAUGAGUUAAGACAAUGCCCCAACCCUGGAGGCACUCAAGGCCAGGUUGGAUGGGGACCUGGGCAGCCUGAGCUGGUGGGGGGCAGCCCUGCCCAUGGCAGGGGUUGGGGCUGGGUGGGCUUUGAGGUCCCUUCCAACCCACACCAUUCUGUGAUUCUAUGACUCUGAAUGACUAGAGACUACCAUAUACAGAGGUAUCUUUGGGCCGCAGAGGUUUAUCUGUCCUGGUGGAAAUGUGAGUAAUCCUGAAACACCCAGACCUGAUGCACCUGUCAAAUGCACAAAUCCAGCAAAAAACAAUGGUCAGAGCCAGACUUUUCUUUUCUUUAGCAUCUUUAACACCACAGUCAAAGAGACCAAGAGAGUACAACCAGCACUCCCACCCCAACAACUGAUGAAUGAGAACCCAAGACACUCAGAAUAACACACUUGAUCUACAUGAUUCCAAGGACACACACACACACACACACACACAAAAAAAAAAAAAAAAGCCAAAUGCUCUUUCUUGGGGGGAAAAAAGCAAAACGAAACAAACAAAAAAAAACCCCAGCAUUUGCGAGCUUCUAUCUUUGUAUGAAAUGAGUCCUAAUUAAAAUAGAAAACAAAUGGGUUCAGUAGUGUCCCAUACCUUCUAAGAUAUGAACUUCCUCCACAUUGGGACACCUCUAAAUCUUACUGCCAUCUAAGUUUACAAACAACAUCUCUAAUACGAUAGCAGCAGUUUAAACCAUGAGGACAUUUGCAUUGGUACUAGGAUAGAUUCAGUUUUUCUCUGCUCUCUAAACUUGCUUGUGUUAUCCUGCUUUCCUCUGCAAGUCCUAUCUCACUUCCCUUUGAAAUCCCAAUUAUUAUCUUUAACACAUCUCUUUUUGUGUUAUUGCUUCCUUGGUUUCUCCUCUGCAGCUGAACUCUUCUCCCACACACACUGACCUUAGUUUCCAGGUUUCCCUUGUUUAAUUCCUUUCCCUGUGCUGCUCAGAGUACAUCUAUUUGUUUCUUUCAUCUAUGUAAUUUUCACAUCACUGCCCAAUGCAAUAUCAUCUACAAGUUUGUUUCAUAUCUCAUCACUCCUCCUUGAUCAUCAGCAUAAAGGAAAAACAAAUUUUCUGAUAGCCUGUAAGGUGAAGAAUUUCCAUACGAUACACCCAAAUACUGGUCUCUGUUCACAUUCCUUACGUUAGCUUUCAGACAAUGCACAAUUACUACAUAUAAAACAGUACCAACUGGCUUACUCAGGACUUAAGUAGAUGUUAAUAGAUCACGGAAGGAGAGUUGCUAUCCCAACACCUUGUAAUCUGGGCAGAAUUAAUACCACAGAGAUGUACAUUUGCAUUUCUGAGCAAGCUGGUCUACAGCCCUCUUUAAAGACAUUGACAAGAGGCAGGUAUUUCUGUGGUGAAAUUCAUCAGACUGAUUUUAGAUGUCUGUUUUACAAUGGGAUGAGUUGUUCCUUAUAAAUGUUGUUUCUCUUCAGUGACUAGGUAGAAACUGAACAGUCUGGCUCUUGAUAUCUGUACCUUCUCCUUCCUUCUUCUAGAUCUGAAGCUCUUGUAGCUUAGAGAAAAAUCAUGUAAAUACUUUUUUCGGGAAGACUGGAUGAAGAAAUGAAAGCAAGGUGUGAUUCAUCUAACCAAAUUUGCCCAGUGGUGCAGACACCCACACCUCAAAUAGCUAUCACAGGUUCCUUUGCUGUCAGUGGAAGAAAGUGCAUUCUCAGGAUGCAGUGCCUGUUGACUCAUCCUACAGUAAGCACUUAAACAUGGAUCAUAUGAAGAAGUUCCCAUUUCUUUCUGUUGAUGAGGGGAAAAAUGGAGUGGUAGCACAGAUAACUUGUAUUUCACUUGUAUUAUACCUAUCUACAGCAUACAAACAUCAAAAUGGAGAAGUACUCCUUAGAAAGGUGAAUGCCAAAUAAACUUCAUGGUGCACAAUGAAAAAUUUGCUUUUAUCACUGGCCCUAAGUAAUCUCAGUAAAAUCAAGAUUAACUAAAUUAAUCUAAUUAAUCUACUAGUAGCAGUAUUACUACUGUGCCUACCUAAUUUGGUCAAGAACCCAUUAUUGUACAAAGAGUAUGAAGAGUUGAAAUAUUGUCAGUUUGAAUGAGGAAAUCACAGCGGGGUCUGGAAGUGCUUCCAGAGGGAAAGGGAUCUCUCAAGCUUGUUGAGUCCAAUCUUGCCCCAUCAGAUCAAGGACAGCUCUGAAAUUAUAUCAGUUUGCUCAUAGCCUUGCUCAAUUCAGCACUGAGUAUCUUUAAGAAUGGAAAUGAAACUCAAAUAUUUUCAAAAGCUUACUGAAGCAUUCAAAAAUAACAUGAUAGGCAUGACUGUGGAAUCAGCAAGCAGGCUUGAAAAUGACUUCUCUUCCAAGUCUGAUGAUUAUGUUUUAAUAUUUCCACAUCUUAAUUAUCCAAUCAAAAACUCAUAGAAAGGAAAAGGUCAAGCUAUCUUGUGUAAUUUUAGCUUUGGCAAACAUGACUGGUACAAGCAUACAUUCAAAAUUGUAGCUGAAGACACUUCUUUAUUGAAUAGAAUAUUCUCUUUUCUAAUCUGUGGUAAUACCCUUGUUGGAUUUUCCAUCUUUCAGAAAUCCUAUUAGGAUUACAAAUGUAAGAUGGAAAAAUGCAAAAUAAUUCUGCCUGUGUAGAGAAAAGUUGUUUUAUAGUAAUCACUCAAAGGUGUGCUUUAUUAAUGUUUUAUAGGUGAAUGACAAUGCUCCUAACUACUGUGUUGAAAAAAAUAUAGGACUGUGAGCACAGAAUGUUCUUCGCAAAGUAUUUUAAAGUAUAUUACUCCAAAGAAAUGAUGUUAGAGAAACAGCCAAUGUGCAAGUUUCUUAAAGCAGUACAAUUUUAGAUGCUAAUAGAGUAUGGUGGCUUUCAAAAUAUAUGCUAUAUUAAUAUUUCUAAAUCCUCAGAAGGAUGCGUGUCUUUUUUUUUUCUAUUCAGCAGACAUUCAUGACGUUAGGAUGCUGAGGGUAUGGUUUAAACUCAGUCCGAGUGGCAUAAAUAAAUUCCUGGAAUUUUACAAUCUGUGCUGAAAACAUUUAAACCAGAAUUAAAUUAUUUGCAUGGAUAGUUUACAGAAAUAAAUUCCAACCCAAGCCAUUCUAUGACUCUAUGACUCUAUGAUUAUGGAUUCUAAUCAAAAGGAGAAAAUGUUUCUUAAUUUGCUCUUGGUGAUUUUAAUGACCCAACUGUUUUCCAAUUUCCAACAUGGAUCUUUUGUACAGUACAAUUAGGCUUUGUGGUUAGCACAGUAAUUUAAAAAUAAUGUUCUCUAGAUUAUAAGAAAAUAAAAUAUAGCUUAAUAUACCUGAAUACAACAGAUGCUGUACAAAAGCAUCUAAAAUAAUGCAUAAUUCAAACAUUUAGCAAAAGUUCAGCAUUGCUUUAACAAAAUUUAAGAGACACUGGAAACAUCUGAAUAAGCAUAAUCUGAUUAUUACAUUUAUAAUGUGACUCACUUCACACACAGCACAUAUUCACUCACAAGAAAGAAUUUAAGCUAGAUGCACCAAUAAGUCUGUGUUUGAUAAAAUAAGCACCUGAAGGCACUACAAAUGCACAUAAAGCAUUUAGAAACUAUAGUUUUCUCUAUGUUAAGUUACUUCUAUCAACUCUAUUUGUUCUCUCUUGAGUAAACAAAUUAACUUGUUGGAUUUCAGAUACCACAGGAAAAUUCGUUACUUCUUGAAGCAGGGCCAUUUUGCCUGAGGUAUUCUUCAGAACACACAUAAAAAGAAACUUUGAGCUUUUAAAACUACUCUGUUUCUUAAAAUGGGUUCUUUUACAUCUGUUUAGUUGAGGUACUAUGACAAAACUGACUGAAAUAGAACAUUACCUAAACUUGCAGAAAAACAAAUACUUAGUAAGGAAUUUAAUCAUUACCAAAUGCCUAACCCUAACAAAUUGUGUAAUACCUGUCGUCUUAGAUGUGUAAAGACUCACUCAAUGUAGUAGAGAUAGAAAAUGAUGUAUCUGUCACAAUGUGGAAUGCAAAAAUCGAUACAUUAAUCGCAGUAAUGUACUCUGUAAUAUGAGCAUAGACUGGAAAAUAUUGACCAGUAAUAUCAUAUAUCUUUAAAUAUAUUAUCCGAAUUUGGGUGACGUGCCAGAAUAUUGAAGAUUUUUAAUGUGAUUUGGGGUGCUUUAAGAGAGAAGUUUGUUCUUUUAUGUCUGUAAUUUAAGGAAGUAGAAGAUGCUCAAGCUAUGGAAUGUUUUUGAUUUAAAUGAAAAGAAUUUAAAGGUUAUGUAUUGGAAAUGUUAUUUCUCUGCAUAACAAUACUUGAACAAUACUGAGCUGAAAAGCAUUAUUCAGUUCUUUAACCAACCACUGACAAACAGCUGAUUAAGUAACAGCAAUAAAGGCAACUCUUACUAAGUCGAAUUGUUUCUUUCAGCUCAAGGAAGUGUGUUUUUCUAAGCAGAGCUGGAGAUGAGCUGCACUCUUCUAUUCAACACGCUCUCUGAAGCCAUUUUAAAUUUAAGCUCUUAGUCAUACAGUGAACUGCUACUAUUGCAGUGUAAUGGUAGUCUUGCUUGUACGAUUGUCUCAAUGCAUGCACAUAAAGACUAAAUAUUAAUGAUAUUAAUGAUGCAGAACUGUUUUGAGUCUGUAAUGUGAACUGUAAAGCCUCAAACAAGCCUCUUCCUUCUCCUAGCAAUAAAUUAACCUGGGCUUGGUAAUCA
Molecule: messenger RNA, 6896 nt
Organism: Gallus gallus (chicken)
Lineage: Eukaryota; Metazoa; Chordata; Aves; Galliformes; Phasianidae
Product: pinopsin-like
Exons: 5
Coding region: 516-1637 (373 amino acids)
Biological process (GO): G protein-coupled receptor signaling pathway; visual perception
Cellular component (GO): membrane; photoreceptor outer segment
Molecular function (GO): G protein-coupled receptor activity
Source: RefSeq, marked validated